Messenger RNA from Aspergillus luchuensis, 1428 nucleotides. RefSeq lists its product as uncharacterized. The record is from RefSeq and is a predicted model, not a curated record. The transcript has 2 exons. NCBI's taxonomy places the organism in Eukaryota, Fungi, Ascomycota, Eurotiomycetes, Eurotiales, Aspergillaceae. Bases 1 to 1428 code for a protein of 475 amino acids.
AUGUCCGAUGAUCAAUCCUCCAGGAACCAAAUCUUCUACUUUGUUGACUCCAAUUCCUCGUCCCGCGAAAAGCGGGCUCAUGUGAUGCGUCACCAUGUUCAGGAGAAACGCCGGCAGAGGAAGUCAUCCCACUCCCGGGCGGACGGCGACCGGAGGGGUAGUCGCCCUCUUCGCUACUCCCCAUGGCCUCAUAAGAGGACAGAUGUAGACAAUCAUGAUGAUUACGAAUCCAUUGCCCCUCAGGAGGUUCCCAGCGAAACUUCAAUCAACGGGCAUUCCUUGAUUCCGCUUGGUCUCCCUCCUGUGCAAUCACCACCCGAAUCGGUAGAUGGAUACCAGUCACCUUCACCUGUCACUAUGCUUGAUGCCUCGAGGAAAGAUCCAUUCAAUUCUCUUCCAGGCGUCUACUCCCGUGAUGACCAAGAGCUGGCCGACUACUGGACUAAUCGGCUAACCUACUGGUCGGGCCAAAAUAAAUACAUCAAAGACCUUGUGUUCAAGGCCGCCAUGAGCCACCCAUUGUGCUUCCAAGCAGUCAUCCUUACCUACUGCGCCCGCUGGAAAGCCCAGCUCUACAACCUGAAAGACAGCAAGGAAGCUCAGUAUCAUCUCGACAAGGCUGUAAAGGGAGUCGAAGAAGCAAGGAUUGGAUCUGCGGGAGUCGACGAAGAUAACCUAGCAUUGGCACUAAGCGGCAUGUCAUUACACGAGGAUCGGUUUGGUGACAAGCAAGUCGCUCGGAAAUACGAAGACCAGGCUGUCGAAAUCCUCCGGUCUCGAUCCGGCACGCAGAGUACGGUCGAGGUUUUCAUGCAUUACGUGCGAUACGUGAUGAUCCCGCCACCGAUGGAGAUGAGCGAAGAGGGGAAGCGCUGGCUCGUCUCUUUUCUUCAUGCAGCAGAGCAGCUGAUGCACCAGCAUAGCACACCUUCCUACUUGGAGUCUGUGCCCCAGCGACGGACUGCUUUCCAGAUGGAUAGUCCCUUGUUUCCUUUACUUUCCAGUGGGCCCCGCCCUUCGCAGGUGCCUCAGGAUUACCGCAUGUAUGUUGUGCGCAAUGCGCCCACCCAGGAGAUUACUAGAACCGCAGCCUUGAUCUACAUUACCGCGGCGUUGUGGGAUCUGGCAGCCUCGGAGAACAAAACCGGGCGGUUUCUGAACCAUCUCCACCACCUCGUGCGACUACACAACCUGGACCGGUACCCAGCCUGCGAGACCUUCAUCUGGCUGCUCCUGGAAGAAGGCUAUGGAGCAGACCUGAAGGAGUCGGAACGCGGAUGGUCCACCGGCGAGCUACUGAAGAUGCACAAGCAACUCCGACCGGACCUUCAAUUUCAAUACAACGAAAUCCUCUUCAGUCUGCUCAUGCUCCAUCCGCCAAUUCGAGGAAUUGAUGCUUUUGAGGAAGAAUUGCUUGGGCCCAUUUGA